AACAAAAGUAAACGCACACUUCUCUCUCUCUCUCACACACACACACACAGUCCUGUCUCCCUUUCUAUUUCUCUCUCUUUUUCCAAUCUAAUCAUACAAAUUCAAGGGUUUUAUGAUCCAUUUGCCUUCACAUUGAGAGAGGGGGAAAAAGAGAAUUCUUGGAGCUUCAAUUGUUUGACCCUUUAUUUGUUCUUUAAAAAGCUGAGUUUUUUAAUGCAUACCCAUAUGGUUUUUAUGAGAAUUUGAAGAUCAAGAAUCUGCAAUUUCCAUGUUUUAUUGUUAUUUAAGAGCUAAAUUUUUGUGGGUCGUGAAGAUAAUGCAUUAAAUCUUGAAAUUUUCUUGCAAAGAUUUGAGCUUUGCAAUGGGAUUAUUGGUUCUGCAUUGGAAUUAUCUAAUUUUGGGGGUUCUUUAAAUAAAUUUAGCAGGAAAAGAGCUUUCUUUUAUUGUGUAUUUUUGGCAAUGGAUACAAAAAAUAAAGAAUUUAAAGGGGAGAAAAAUAAGUAUGUAGAUAGUGUGGAAGCUUCUAAAGAUGAGGAUGAUGAGUCUAAAGCAUUGUUGUUGCCUUGUAAAAAAGGCGGGCUGUCAAAAAAUAAAGGCAAACCAAAGAGGAAAGUGCAGUGGAAUGAUACAAAUGGGAAUAAACUUACUGAGGUUUUGGAAUUUCAGCCAAGUGAUGUCAGUGACUCAGAUGACGAUGAAUCAGAUUCUUGCAUUUGUAGAAUAAUGUAGUUCUCAGUGAAUGCACUACCAAACCAGUUGUCCUUUGACUUAAUACAGGGUGAAUCAACGCGUUGAAUCUCCUUGAUUCACAUCUUAUAUAGCCUUCAAUAACAGCAGUUUGUUAAAGAGAGUCAACUGUCUCUAAUUUUGGUUCAAGUUAUCUGGCACCUCGAGCCAAAUGAACCGACACUUUCCUUUGUACACAAUCAGAUAGAGAGAAUGACUUCCUCUGUUGUAUGUAUCAUACAGAACCUUCGGGUUUUUCUUGUCUUCUUUUGCUCAAAAUGUAAUGUAUAUGAGUACUGAAGCUUACAUCUGAUGAUGGUGAUCUAGCAUAUAGCUGGAUUCAUAACAAGAUUUGGUUUUGUAACAAACAACUUUCUUCAUUUGUCUGCUACUUUGUUUUGUAAAGAGUAUUGAAUUACAACAUA
This is a messenger RNA of Nicotiana tabacum (common tobacco), 1151 nucleotides long. Lineage: Eukaryota; Viridiplantae; Streptophyta; Magnoliopsida; Solanales; Solanaceae. The record is from RefSeq and is a predicted model, not a curated record.